Molecule: messenger RNA, 2837 nt
Organism: Phycodurus eques (leafy seadragon)
Lineage: Eukaryota; Metazoa; Chordata; Actinopteri; Syngnathiformes; Syngnathidae
Gene: b3galt2
Product: UDP-Gal:betaGlcNAc beta 1,3-galactosyltransferase, polypeptide 2
Exons: 2
Coding region: 938-2254 (438 amino acids)
Cellular component (GO): membrane
Molecular function (GO): N-acetyl-beta-D-glucosaminide beta-(1,3)-galactosyltransferase activity
Source: RefSeq, a predicted model, not a curated record
CCGUGACGUGCGAGAGUUCCGUCAGUGGAGCGGUGUCUGCCAUCCAGCCUACCCGGGCCAGCGGCUGCUUUACCCGCCGAGAAAUACCGACUGCGGUCGGUCCGAGGCAGACGAGCGAGGAUGCGGACGAUGAAAGAAGAAGAAGAAGAAGACAGCACGGGCGGUAGGGAGAACAUAUUGUUUUCCCACAGAUACAGAGAAGCGUGAUAAGACACUUAGGGUUCUAUUGUUCGAGGAAAUUGUUUUUCCCUCCACCCGCGCCGCCGCGUCUCUCUUUGUGUGUGUUUCAAAAUGACCCGAAGCAACUUGGACAAGAGCAGGAAGCAACCGCGAGGAGAGCCGCUCGUUUAGUGGAAGCUGCGGUGUACGCCGGAGACCCGGAGAGGGAGGAGUGGCAGCAAGAGGAGGGUGGGGGUGGGGAGCUCCGAAAACCCGCAGGGUUGAAGAUUCCGUGGAGAUGCCCGAGAGCGAGAGGGCGUAACACGACACGCGGGGACUGACCAAAGCGUUGCGGCGAUGUGGGCUAAAAGGAGCAGGGUUCGCAGCCAGCCCAUUGCAGCCUUGAUACAAGCGAGCAGCGUCGACCCCGAGGGAAGAGAGGAGGUACGCCACACUGCACAUCUCACUCGAGGAAGUGACAAUUAUCAUAUUCUGAACGAGGCAAGACAGAACAUGAUGUGCUCAUCUAAAGUUCCAAAGAGAAAUCUCUAAAGUCUCCAGAAGAAAUCAUUAGUCAUUACUCAGUGCCACCAGGAGAGCAUUUAACCUGCGCUACGUGAAAUUCCAAAGACUCCAACCGGACAUUGUACUGCAUCUGUCAGCUCCUAACAACUUUUACUUUUUGCAACCACAUGUUUGAGGUGACUGCAUGUGACUGCCGCCGCCGCCCAUUCUCGAGCAGCAGCUGCAGCAGCCCCCUGCAAUCCCGAGGUGCACCAUGCAGUGGAGACGGCGUCAUUGCUGUCCCAUCAAGAUGACGUGGACCGCCAAGCGCUCACUAUUUCGGACCCAUGUGGCAGGCCUCCUGUCACUGGCGCUGCUCUUCACCCUCUUCUCAUUUUUCAGUCGGCAGGACUGGCUGCCUGGCCGUACCGGGCCACGGGAAAACCCUCUGGCCUACGCUGUCAGGGGUUUCCGCAAUUCCAGAGGGGACGCCAACCAGAGUAGCUACCUUAGGAGCCUUUGGCGGGAGACGGGUUUUGUAGCAUCAAAGCCUCUGUUCAAUCUUAGUUCUCAGCAGGUAGAAGAGGCAGGAGGAGGACUUGGUGGAGGAGGAGGCGUCCGAAUGGCUGUAAUGGGACUUGGAGACUCCAUGAGUGCCAACAACAGUUUACAGAAGGAGAUGGGUGUGGGAGGGAGGCUCAGUGCUCAGCCUUACCGUUACAUCCUGAACCAGCCUUUCAAGUGCAGUGACAGCACACCAUUCCUCGUCCUACUCAUUGCUGCUGAACCAGGCCAGGCUGAUGCUCGUAAUGCCAUCCGGCAAACGUGGGGCAAUGACAGCGUAGCAAUGGGCCUGGGCUUCGUACGACUCUUCCUGCUCGGCAUGGGAAAGAGCUCGGACACCUUCCUUCAGAGCACCAUCGAGGAGGAGAGCCGCGUUUACCGUGACAUAAUCCAGCAAGAAUACCAGGACACAUAUUACAACCUGACGAUCAAAACUUUAAUGGCCAUGAACUGGGUGGCUACAUAUUGCCCACGCGCCUCUUAUGUGAUGAAGACAGACAGCGACAUGUUUGUCAAUACAGAGUAUCUCAUUCAGAAGCUGCUUAAGCCCGAGCUGCCUCCCAAGCAGAGAUACUUCACAGGCUAUCUGAUGAGAGGCUACGCACCAAACCGAAAUAAGGACAGCAAGUGGUACAUGCCGCCAGAGCUGUACCCAAGUGAGCGUUACCCGACAUUCUGCUCUGGCACAGGGUAUGUGUUCUCAGGGGACAUGGCAGAACUCAUCUACCAGGCCUCACUCAGCAUCCGCAGGCUUCACCUUGAGGAUGUUUAUGUGGGAAUAUGCCUUGCAAAGUUGCGCAUCGACCCAACUCCGCCUCCCAAUGAAUUUCUCUUCAACCACUGGAGGGUCUCUUACUCCAGCUGUAAGUACAGCCACCUUAUCACAUCCCAUCAGUUCCACCCAAAUGAACUUAUCAAGUAUUGGAAUCACUUGCAGAGUAACAAGCACAAUGCCUGUAUAAACUUGGCAAAGGAAAAGAAUGGCAGGUACAGGCACCGAAGGUUCCAUGGAGAGCGGCCUCCUUGAUAACUUGUAUUAAAGAGAUGUGUGCAUCCUAAUCCUGAUGCAGGACUUUUUUGACCUCAGCACAACUCAUUAUACAGUAUAGGGAAAGCACAUUGUUUUUGGUAUUGUGUACAGUCGAUGUUUUGAACUUUUUUUUUCUUUUUUUUAGAGCGAAAUGUCAACUAUUGUAUACAUGUACUUCUACAAGUAUUCUACAUCUGUGAUAUGGAGCAUGGGGACUGAAAGCUUGUAGAGUAUUCCACACAGAUAUCCAAUUAAAGCUUCAAAAGACACCAAUGUGUUUACACAGACAAAGGGAAAUGUAUUGUAUAUGUAUUUUGUUGAAAGUUAUACUACCUAAAUAUGAAUGAAAAUAUCUUUGGCGUUGACCACUUCGUCUGACAUCUUUCUGUGUUUCCGUCAGUGUUUAAUUUCCAGUUUCAUUAUACACCACAAGUUCUAAAGGUUUAUCUGCCAUAUCCUGUAUUUUAUCUAAAAAAUAAAUAAACAUGAAAGCAUAAAGAUGACUGAUAUUUUGUUUCCUUUUAAGCUUUAUAUUGAGUAUAAUGAGUAGAAUUGACUACACUUAAGUAAAUGCGAUAUG